This is a messenger RNA of Emys orbicularis (European pond turtle), 1113 nucleotides long. It is a transcript of the gene NT5C1A, whose product is annotated as 5'-nucleotidase, cytosolic IA. Gene Ontology annotation, cellular component: cytosol; cytoplasm. The record is from RefSeq and is a predicted model, not a curated record. Gene Ontology annotation, biological process: adenosine metabolic process; nucleotide metabolic process. Lineage: Eukaryota; Metazoa; Chordata; Testudines; Emydidae. The coding region runs from base 1 to 1113 and encodes 370 amino acids. The transcript is spliced from 6 exons. Gene Ontology annotation, molecular function: nucleotide binding; 5'-nucleotidase activity; magnesium ion binding.
AUGGAGCCGGCAGCCGCUGGGAAAGGCUCGUCCGCGGAUGGCCAAGCGGCCGGCGGGGCGCAGGAGGCCGGGACGCCGCAGCGCUGGGAGGAAGCCAAGACUUUCUAUGACAGCCUGACCCCUAAAAAGAAACCCAAACCACCAAAGCCUGAGAACGCAAUAACAAUCGCAGUGUCCUCGCGGGCUCUCUUCCGCAUGGAGGAAGAGCAGAAGAUUUACACAGAGCAAGGGGUGGAGGCAUAUGUGAAAUACCAGCUGGACCAUGAGAAUGAACCCUUCCUACCCGGCGCUGCCUUCCCAUUUGCCAAGGCCCUUGAAGCUGUCAACACUCAGUUGCGAGAGCUCUACCCCGACAGCGAAGAACUCUUUGAUAUUGUCCUCAUGACCAAUAACCACGCCCAGGUCGGAGUCCGCCUGAUCAACAGCAUCAAUCAUCACAAUCUGUUCAUCGAGAGGUUCUGCAUGACGGGAGGGAACAGCCCCACUUGCUACCUGAAGGCCUAUCACACCAACCUGUACCUCUCCUCUGACGCCGAGAAAGUGAGUGAGGCCAUUGAAGAGGGAAUCGCCGCGGCCACCGUGUUCAGCCCCAGCAAAGACGUGAAAGUGUCGGAGAACCAGCUGCGGGUGGCGUUUGACGGGGACGCCGUCCUCUUCUCGGACGAGUCAGAGCAGAUUGUGAAGGCGCACGGCCUCGACAUGUUCUUUGAACACGAAAAGGCUUAUGAGAACAAGCCGCUGGCCCAGGGGCCGCUGAAAGGCUUUCUGGAAUCCCUGGGGAAGCUGCAGAAGAAGUUCUACUCCAAGGGUCUGAGACUGGAGUGUCCGAUUCGCACCUACCUGGUCACUGCCCGGAGCGCUGCCAGCUCUGGGGCUCGUGCCCUAAAGACUCUCCGCAGCUGGGGACUAGAAACCGACGAAGCCCUGUUCCUGGCCGGGGCCCCCAAGGGGCCGCUGCUGGAGAAGAUCCGUCCGCACAUCUUCUUCGACGACCAGAUGUUCCACGUGGAGGGGGCGAAGGAGAGUGGCACCAUCGCGGCCCACGUCCCGUACGGCGUAGCACAGAAGCAGAGGCGGAUGGCGCAAGAGAAACAAACCAAGAACAGCAAGUAG